GAGGACAUAUGCGAGGCACAGUUCGUCCAAGAAUUCAGGCCGCAGGACCUGCUGGUCGCCGGUGGCUGAGGUUAGCAGCCACCCUCCGCCCAAUCUCGCCGGCUACGGCGGCUGUCAGGUAUCCUCUGUUCCCUCUCGCCUGCGGCCGCGGCGGUCAGGUGCCAGCUGUCACCAUGGCGAAGGAGGUCGAUCGGUUCGUGGAGCUGGUGGUUGUCCGGCACGGCGAGACGUCGUGGAACGCCUCCCGCAUCGUUCAGGGGCAAAUGGAUCCAGAGCUGAACGAGAUUGGAAAACAGCAGGCUGUUGUGGUGGCUCGUCGUCUGGCAAGAGAAGCUAGGCCAGCUGCUAUAUACUCGUCUGAUCUGAAGCGUGCUGCUGAGACUGCAGAAAUCAUAGCGAAAGCCUGUGAUGUAUCAAACUUAAUGUUGACUGAAGCACUAAGAGAAAGGCACAUGGGAUAUCUGCAAGGUUUGAUGUGGGAUGAUGCUGUGAAUAAAAGCCCAAGCGUUUUCAAAGGCUUCGCUAAUUUUGAAGUCAAAAAUGGUUUGGACUUUGAUGACAGAAACCACGAAUUGCCGGGUGGUGGAGAAAGUCUUAAUCAGUUAAGUGAGCGGUGCAUCUCCUACCUGAACAAAGUUGCUCAGAAUCAUAUCGGGGAGCGGGUGAUUGUUGUCGGCCAUGGUGCUGCCAUACUAGAACUCUGCCGGCACACUGAUCCACCCAACAGGUCGAUUCGCAGGAAAAUUCCCAAUACUUCACUGAACAUUUUCCGCAUUUCCGGCGUCACCGGCCGGUGGAUCCUUGAGAGGUGUGGAGACGUCGGCCAUCUCAGCGAAAAUGGCUUUCUGGAGAACGUAUUUGGCGGCGAUGGAGCCUCUGCCUAACAUUAGGCAUUAGGCGGAAACAUUUAACAGCGACUCAUCUUGUCAGUGUAUUCAGUGAUUCAAUUACCCAUAUGACUGGAAAUCUGAAACAUUUUUCCUUUUUUUUUAUUUCUAUUUUCUUCGGUUUAAUAAGCAUGAUGAAUUGAUCAUGAACUACUCGUUGUUCGUCGAGUUAGCUGUAUAUCAAUCUGCAAAUCAAUCACAAAAAAGGGAGAAAUGGCUAAUUAGGAUGUCCCU
Molecule: messenger RNA, 1121 nt
Organism: Oryza sativa Japonica Group (Japanese rice)
Lineage: Eukaryota; Viridiplantae; Streptophyta; Magnoliopsida; Poales; Poaceae
Product: phosphoglycerate mutase-like protein 4
Cellular component (GO): cytosol; cytoplasm
Molecular function (GO): phosphatase activity
Source: RefSeq, a predicted model, not a curated record